GCGGGAGCUUGAGCGGGGCCGCCAUGGCCGGGUUCUUGAAACUAGUAUGUGCUUCCCUCCUGCGCCAGAAGUUCCAUACCACUAGCAGUCACUACAGGGGUCGGACCGGCGCGGAGCACCUGUGGCUGAGCAGGCAUCUGAAGGACCCAUUUGUGAAAGCUGCGAAAGUGGAGAGUUAUCGGUGUCGAAGUGCCUUCAAGCUUCUGGAGGUGAAUGAGAAGCACCGAAUCCUACAACCUGGCUUCCGGGUGUUGGACUGUGGGGCGGCUCCUGGAGCGUGGAGCCAGGUGGCUGUGCAGCGAGUCAAUGCUGCAGGCACAGAUCCCAAGGCUCCUGUUGGCUUUGUGCUUGGGGUCGAUCUUCUUCACAUCUUCCCUCUGGAAGGAGCAACUUUUCUGUGCCCUGCUGAUGUGACUGACCCAAGAACCUUCCAGAGGAUUGGAGAGCUGCUUCCUGGUGGGAAAGCAGAUGUGAUUCUGAGUGACAUGGCACCCAAUGCCACAGGGAUCCGUGACCUUGAUCACGACAGACUCAUUAGCCUGUGUAUGUCUCUCCUGGCCCUAGCUCCAGACAUCCUUCACCCUGGGGGUACAUUUCUUUGUAAAACCUGGGCUGGGAGUCAGAGCCAUCUGUUGCAUAAGAGGCUGAGAGAGGACUUCCAGAACACAAGGAUUGUAAAACCUGAGGCCAGCAGGAAAGAAUCUUCAGAGGUGUACCUCUUGGGCACACAGUACCGAGGAGUGAAGGGUUCUUUGGAGGACUGAGGGUUUCUUCUACAUUAUUGGUCCCUUUUCAUUGCAAAUGUAGCCUGAGCUCUUUUCCAGAAGAGACUGGGAGAACUGAGCUUAACCUGGGAGAUGCAGCAGGCAGAACAAAUGGGAGUCUUUUUUUUUUUUUAACUGAUAAGAUAUGACAGAAAUAUAUUCAAUGGCCAUAAUCUACCGUAAGAAACAGCCUGUGAUAUGAUUUACUGAAGAGGAAGUUAUGGGAAAUAGGCAAAGAUAGAAGGAUGGAGUUAUGUUGAAGGAGAGGGACACACACACAUCCCUGUGUAAAUUUCCCAGCUUACAAACAGUUGGCAAUUAAAGAGAACAACUUUCCACCAAGAACACGUUUUCCAGUUGUUAUUUUGGCCAAAUUACUUAGAAAAAUUUGAAAUUUCAAUCUGGGGAUGAAUUUCCAUCUCUCUGGUGAGUAAUCUGGAAAGGCAUUCAUUCCUCAAGCAGCAGGAGUUCCCAGGGCAAUUUGGGAAGGCAUUGGGUUGUGUGUGCUUGGGCUUUUGCUGAAUUUGUUGGUGUAAUACUCCAAGACCCUAAAGCUAAUUGACAAAGCAAGUGCAAUGUGGUGCGUUCGUUUAAUUUUUUACUCUUUUGAGAACACCAGGCAGAUAUAGAUUAUAUUACUUAUGAAUGCAGAUUGUAUUAAGAUUUGUAGAAUUGAAGGAAAUCUGGUUUUUUCAAAGCCAUUUCCUGGAGGUGGGCUCAGUAUUCAUUGACUGUGAUGAUGA
Molecule: messenger RNA, 1507 nt
Organism: Talpa occidentalis (Iberian mole)
Lineage: Eukaryota; Metazoa; Chordata; Mammalia; Eulipotyphla; Talpidae
Gene: MRM2
Product: mitochondrial rRNA methyltransferase 2
Exons: 3
Coding region: 24-764 (246 amino acids)
Biological process (GO): RNA methylation
Cellular component (GO): mitochondrion
Molecular function (GO): rRNA (uridine-2'-O-ribose)-methyltransferase activity
Source: RefSeq, a predicted model, not a curated record